Glossina fuscipes is the source of this 1867-nucleotide messenger RNA. It is a transcript of the gene Sclp, whose product is annotated as leucine-rich repeat-containing protein 20. NCBI's taxonomy places the organism in Eukaryota, Metazoa, Arthropoda, Insecta, Diptera, Glossinidae. The transcript has 4 exons. The record is from RefSeq and is a predicted model, not a curated record. Gene Ontology annotation, molecular function: protein binding. The coding region runs from base 487 to 1020 and encodes 177 amino acids.
UAGUGUUUGCAUGCAAGUAAGAUAAAAUUUGUAACUGUUUGAGAGAGUCAUUGUUCAUUGGAUAGCUUUCGAAGUGACCAACGCAGGUGGAAAGAGCAGCUGAAUACAAAAAAAUAUUUAUUAUAUAUAUGUACGUGUAUAAAUAUAUAUAUAGCGUCUGCUUGAAAUCAGAAAAGUAGCAAUUUUUGAAGGUACAUGCGUAUGAUCGAUGAGAAAGAAAGAGUGGUUUUCUUUUGCAUUCAAUUUUUAUAAAUAAAAUAAUAGAAAAAAGGCCUGAGCGUAUGAAAUGUCGAAACGCAAACAGAUUUAUUUGGCUAGAGAUUUAAUAUUUAUUCUUUCGUUGCUUAUUUUAACUUAUCAUGAAAAAUUUAAAUUGAAAAUUAUUGAAAGCAGAAUAAAAAGACGGACCUUUCUUUUCCGCGGAUUGUAAAAAACACAAAAAAAGGAAAAAAUUUUCUCGUAAUUGCUUUGAAAAAGUCGCUUAAAAUGGCUCACGCGGUUGUCAGAGUUGUUGAGCGUUGUGAAAGUGCUAAAGAAAAUCGUGAAUUAGAUUUGUCGGAAUGUGAAUUAAUGCAAAUACCUGAUGCCGUCUAUCAUUUGAUGCGUAAUACGGAAUUAAAAACCUGCGAUCUCAGUGGCAAUGUAAUCAAAAAGAUUUCACCAAAGUUUGCUGUCAAAUUUAGUUUAAUUACGGAUUUAAAUUUAUCACAUAACCAAAUGUCCAAAUUACCGGAUGAAUUGGCUGAUUUAACAAACUUGGCCCGCUUGAAUAUCUCGCAUAAUUCAUUUAUCGUUUUGCCACCCGUGGUUUUCAAAAUGCCUAAAUUACGAGAAUUGGAUGCCAGUCACAAUGCCAUUAUAGAAAUUGAUACAGAUGAAUUCAUUACUAGCGACAGUCUAGAGGUGGUAGAUUUGCGACGCAAUCCUCUAGGUCGCACCACAUUUCGUAGACUAAAAAAUGCUCAAACACCGUUUCGUAUUGAAAUUUCAGAAUACAAUGAGGACGAUGAAGACUGGUAAAAUGUCGCUUAGUUAGUUAUGUUAAUCAAGAGCAAUAGUUCUCUGCCUCUAUCAUGUAAAUCCAAUUCAAAGUGUAUUACAACUCAUAGCAAUUAAGUCAAAUUUUAAAUAUUUUUCUAUUUUUAUAAAUCGAUUAGUGUUUGUAAGAGUGUUUUUAACUUAAUUUUAAGAUAAAAUAAUAACUAUAAAAAGAAAAUAAAGAAAAAAACUGUAUUUUCUACUUUUCAAAUCUUAGAAAUAAAAUAGUUAUUAAGUUUAACGAAAAGCAUUGCUAAAGCAUACAACGGGCUUCAACGUUAUUAUUUUAAAUAAUUGCUUUAUUUUGUCAUAUUUCAUACAAAGCAAGUUUAUCUCCAUCGAAGCCCGAAGAACAAAAUGCUAGUACCUAUAUAAAUAAGUGGAAAAAUGUCCAUAACAAAAGUGUUAAGGUAUCGAAAAUUUUUAGAAAAAUUUCCGAAAAAAAUAAAAAAAUAAAAUUUAUUAAGCCCUCCGCUACGCUACGGUUCACUUUUCGUCGAUGUAUUCAACUUUGGUAAUAUUUAAAUAAAAUUUUGUCCACAUCCUUUAGAAAAAACGUACUUUGAUGUAUCUAUAUAUAUAUAUAUAUAUAUAUAUACGUAUAUAUGUACUUAUUAAAGACUAGUCCACAAUAAUCACAAUCUUAUAGUAGUAAAAUUUUAGAAGAAUAUCUCGAACCAAAGAACUAUUUUUAUAAACGAUGCUAAAAGAUGUUCUGUUAGUACUGUACAAAGGUAAAAUUAUAAGGGCUACCUUCAUCAAUAUAAGAAAAACUAUAUGAAUAAAUAAAAAAAUUAAAGAAUUAAUUAUUAAUUUAUAUAUUAAUUAA